AUGAUCCAGUUAUUAUCUAUACUUCUGGAUCUCCCAGGUAUCAUUGAGGGUGCCAAGGAUGGGAAAGGUAGAGGCCGUCAAGUCAUUGCAGUGGCCAGAACGUGUAACUUGAUCUUGAUUGUUCUGGAUGUCCUGAAACCCUUGGGACAUAAGAAGAUAAUAGAAAAUGAGCUGGAAGGCUUUGGCAUUCGCUUGAACAGCAAACCCCCCAACAUUGGCUUUAAGAAGAAGGAUAAAGGAGGCAUUAAUCUCACAGCCACUUGCCCUCAGAGUGAACUGGAUGCUGAAACUGUGAAGAGCAUUCUGGCUGAAUACAAAAUCCAUAAUGCUGAUGUGACUCUGCGUAGUGAUGCCACAGCAGAUGACCUCAUUGACGUGGUGGAAGGAAACAGAGUCUAUAUCCCCUGUAUCUAUGUGUUAAAUAAGAUUGAUCAGAUCUCCAUUGAGGAAUUGGAUAUCAUCUAUAAGGUGCCUCACUGUGUGCCCAUCUCUGCACAUCACCGCUGGAAUUUUGAUGACCUGUUGGAAAAGAUCUGGGACUAUCUGAAACUAGUGAGGAUUUACACCAAACCCAAAGGCCAGUUGCCAGAUUACACAUCCCCAGUGGUGCUGCCUUACUCCAGGACCACGGUGGAGGAUUUCUGCAUGAAGAUUCACAAAAAUCUUAUCAAAGAAUUUAAAUAUGCUCUGGUGUGGGGUCUCUCUGUGAAACACAAUCCUCAAAAAGUGGGUAAAGACCAUACGUUGGAGGACGAGGAUGUCAUUCAGAUUGUGAAGAAGUGACACCAUCCCCUUCACCAUCUGCCAGGCCAACCAUGGCAGCUUUCUCCAUGAUCAAACACCUGACUCCAAGCCCCUCCUGGCUUUGGCAGCCACUGGAUCAGGAUACAGGGGAGGGAGAUGGAGGCACCCAAAUUGGACCUUCACUUGUCUUAACUUGAUGUCACCUUGUAUGUUGAGCUGCAUAAAGGACCUGGUAGGCCAGCCAACUAUGUAGAGUU
Physeter macrocephalus (sperm whale) is the source of this 1001-nucleotide messenger RNA. RefSeq names its product developmentally regulated GTP binding protein 1 (gene DRG1). Gene Ontology annotation, cellular component: cytoplasm. Gene Ontology annotation, biological process: cytoplasmic translation. The coding region runs from base 1 to 783 and encodes 260 amino acids. Gene Ontology annotation, molecular function: GTP binding; GTPase activity. The transcript is spliced from 7 exons. The record is from RefSeq and is a predicted model, not a curated record. NCBI's taxonomy places the organism in Eukaryota, Metazoa, Chordata, Mammalia, Artiodactyla, Physeteridae.